UUAGUUACUUCAGUUCGUCUUGACCCGCGGUGUUCCCAUCUUGCUGCCCGCCCGCUGCUCCGGCUAACAUCACGCUCUACGGAGGAUAACUAAUACUCCAGUGGUCUUCAUGCCUGAGGGAGGAGGAGUCAUGAAUCGCACAGAUUGCACACUAUGGAAGUUCUCCGUAUGAAUGAGUUACCAGUUCAAAAGCACGAUAAAAAAAAAAAUGCGGAUUGUCCAAGACAGCUUUGGAGCGCGCUAAGAUGUAAGGCGUGAGCACCGCGAGGCCUGCCGUCGGACAUGACAUCGGUGAAGCAACUGACCGCGUCCGAGCGUCGAGAAAAUAACAGGUUCAGGUCGCAGAGCCAGCCCGCACCCUCGCGGCCUUCCUCCAAGGCCAACACCCCAAGCUCCCCCGCCAGCCUCGGCAGCCACAGACCCCGCAAGGAAUGGACCAUCGACGGCAUAACCACGAGGAGGCGACACUCGGCCCACCCGUCUCACGAGGGGAGUGGUGGUCGUCGCGGGCAGGUGUCAGCCGCCAGCUCACGGAGGGCGGUGGCGGCCUUCACGCCUGCUUCUCGCAUCAAGGGAGCGAAGGUGAGCGGGCCUCCUAAAGUAGGUGUAUUUCGACCCCGCCCGUCCCCGCCAACCACCUUCAGAAGAAUGUAUGAGAGAGGAGACGUGCCUGUCACCCUUCACCACGACCACCACGGCCAUACCCUGCGCUGGAAGGUUGACGUGGAGAAACUCGACUACCACCACUAUCUGCUCUUCUUCGAUGGCCUGCGGGAGACGACACACCCCUACGACUUCUUCAGCAGGGCAGGCAUCCGGGACCUGCUGACGAGGGGCGGGGACAAGAUCCUUCCCGUUAUUCCUCAACUCAUUCUCCCCAUCAAAAGCGCCCUCAACACCAGGGACGUGAGAGUCAUCUGCACGGUGCUGAAGGUGCUGCAGGAACUGGUGAUGUCGGCGCCCUUGGUAGGAGAGUCCCUUGUGCCCUACUACAGGCAGAUCCUCCCCACCCUCAACCUAUUUAAACACAAGAACGUUAAUUCCGGGGAUGAGAUUGAUUAUUCACAGCAACGCCGCGAGAACCUGGGGGACCUCAUCCAAGAGACGCUGGAGAUCCUGGAGCGGCACGGGGGGCGGGACGCGUAUAUCAACAUCAAGUACAUGGUGCCCACCUACCAGUCCUGCGUCAUGAACUAAGCGGAUACCGACUCUUACACUGACGCUGUUGCUUGGUGAAAAUGUUCCUGAAGCGUCACACGAACUGUAGCAAAGGACGCAACUUGUUUGCACACGACUGUGUUCAUCCCAAUUACUAUCAUCUAAGGACGC
Messenger RNA from Scylla paramamosain (green mud crab), 1329 nucleotides. Its product is annotated as parkin coregulated gene protein homolog. Gene Ontology annotation, molecular function: Hsp90 protein binding; Hsp70 protein binding. NCBI's taxonomy places the organism in Eukaryota, Metazoa, Arthropoda, Malacostraca, Decapoda, Portunidae. The record is from RefSeq and is a predicted model, not a curated record.